CAACAACACCCAGAGAAUUAUUUGUCUACCACUGCCUCCACACAACAUAUAUUUUCAAUAGUAUAGAGAAAUGCCUUCCUUCAACACUCCCACCUUUGAGCUGACCCAGAGCCCGUCCCCGGCAACUCCGAUUACCGCUUCCGCGACACAAGUCAGGCAUGGUCUAGCGGCAUCUGAAUCGAUUCUCGACCCUCUGCCAAAACUGUUCCAGCCGCUCAAAAUCCGCAACAUCACCUUCAAGAACCGACUGUGGGUCAGCCCCAUGUGCAUGUAUUCUGCAGAGGACGGUUUUGUCAACGAUUUCCACUUUAUGCACUAUGGCCAGUUUGCGGUUCGUGGCUCCGGGGGUAUCGUUAUCGAGGCUACUGGAGUCGUACCUGAGGGCCGCAUCACGCCCAAUUGUCUCGGUCUGUGGAAGGAUGAGCAGAUUGCAGGGCUCAGGCAUAUUGUGGACUACGCCCACAAGUUUGGCACCACGAUCGGAAUCCAGAUUGGUCACGCUGGCCGCAAGAGCAGCACCAUUCCCCUCAGUCAGUAUGGCAAGCGGCCUACUCUCAUGGCCGAAGACUCUGAGGGCGGCUGGUCUGAGGAUGUCUAUGGCCCAUCAGCCAUUGCCUAUGACGAUAAGCACUGGACACCAAAGGAGAUGACCAUUGAGCAGAUCGCGGAUGUCCAGCAGGCGUUUGUUGAUGCUGCGGUGCGCGCAGAGAAGGCUGGCUUCGACUUUAUCGAGCUUCACGGUGCCCAUGGCUACUUGAUUCAUCAGUUCUACUCACCGCUGUCAAACCAGCGCACCGAUAAGUAUGGUGGUUCGUUCGAGAAUCGCAUUCGAUUCUUUGUUGAGACCGCACGCAAGGUUCGCCAAGUGUGGCCCGCUGAGAAGCCACUGCUUGUCCGUGUUUCAGCCAGUGACUGUGUCGAGGGCGGCUGGGAUACCGAAGAUACAGUUGAGCUGGCCAAGAUCCUGCACAACGAGGGCGUCGACUUCAUUGACUGCUCAUCCGCUGGUAAUGACCCGCGCCAAAAGGUUGCAUACGCACCUGGAUACCAGGUUCCGUAUGCGGCUGCUGUGAAGGCGGCUGUACCUGGUAUUCUUGUUGGUGCUAUUGGCUCCAUCGAUAACGGUAGGCAGGCAAACGAGAUUCUGGAGCAGGGCAAGGCGGAUGUAGCUUCGGCAGCUCGCAAGUACCUGCGUGAUCCAUCGUUCGUAUUCGAAGCUGCAAAGGACCUCGGCGUGUUUGUCAAGUGGAACGAUCAGUAUGAGCGUAGUCGCGCAUAAGCAUAUGAAGGUACCUUCUAAUAGGAUAACUAGUGUAUCCAAAAUACAUUAUUCUUAUAACACA
Linderina pennispora is the source of this 1343-nucleotide messenger RNA. RefSeq names its product FMN-linked oxidoreductase. Lineage: Eukaryota; Fungi; Kickxellomycota; Kickxellomycetes; Kickxellales; Kickxellaceae. Gene Ontology annotation, cellular component: intracellular anatomical structure. The transcript has a single exon. Bases 71 to 1279 code for a protein of 402 amino acids. The record is from RefSeq and is a predicted model, not a curated record. Gene Ontology annotation, molecular function: FMN binding; NADPH dehydrogenase activity; NADP binding.